Fraxinus pennsylvanica is the source of this 795-nucleotide messenger RNA. The record is from the annotation of a GenBank genome assembly. Lineage: Eukaryota; Viridiplantae; Streptophyta; Magnoliopsida; Lamiales; Oleaceae.
AUGGAGGGUCGCCGCCAUAUAGUUCAUUUCUUGGUGUCUGUCAUGCUAGUGUUGUCUCAUUGCUUGGUGGCCGCCGCCGGGCCUCUCCGGCGAGUUGCUGACUCACAUUGGUAUCCCGCCACCGCCACUUGGUACGGUAGCCCCGAAGGCGACGGCAGCGACGGUGGGGCGUGUGGAUACGGAUCACUGGUGGAUGUGAAGCCAUUCCGGGCUCGAGUUGGGGCGGUGAGCCCAGUAUUAUUCAAAAAUGGGGAAGGGUGCGGGGCGUGCUAUAAAGUGAGGUGCUUGGACAAAUCGAUAUGCUCUCGAAGGGCCGUGACAGUUAUAAUUACUGACGAGUGCCCUGGUGGUUACUGCUCGAAUGGCCGCACCCACUUUGACCUUAGUGGUGCCGCUUUCGGCCGGAUGGCUAUCGCCGGCGCUGGUGGCGGGUUGCGCAACCGCGGCGAAAUUUCCGUUAUCUACCGACGGACUCCAUGCAAGUAUCCUGGAAAAAACAUUGCCUUUCAUGUCAAUGAAGGAUCAACCGAUUAUUGGCUCUCACUUUUAGUGGAAUUUGAAGAUGGAGAUGGUGAUGUUGGGUCGAUGCAGAUAAGACAGACAAAUUCGAACGAAUGGCUCGAGAUGACACAUUUAUGGGGUGCAAAUUGGUGCAUUAUUGGGGGACCCUUAAGAGGACCAUUUUCUGUAAAGUUAACAACACUAUCAACGGGAAGAAGCCUAUCUGCAAGGGAUAUUAUUCCCAGCAAUUGGUCUCCAAAAGCCACUUACACUUCCCGCCUCAACUUCUACUAG